CUCUAUCUUGGAUCAUGUCAAUCAUGUCCAUCGCGAUCGAGUUUUCUUUCGAACACCUCUGAAUGCUCUCGAAUAUGGUGUCUUUGCUUUUUGUUCCGUCUUUUCUGUAGUGGUUCUAAUUUUCAAGAAAAAUUUGUAGUUCGGACUCGUUUAUAUUUAUUGAGUGCAUACGAGAUAUUUUUCGAAGGCGUUUGUUAAAAUGGCCGACUUCAUUCACUCAGAAGCAGAGGAAAGUGAAGAUGAAGAGGAAUUGGACCACCAAGACCGGAAGAAGCUUAAGAAACUCAAGGCAAUGGAAGAGAGUGAGGAAGAAGAAGAAGAUGACGAGGAGCGCAUGCGGGAGGAAUUGAAGGACUUAAUUGACGACGGUCCGAUAGAAGAGGAUGGCGACGAUAGCGAUGCUUCUGGUAGAUCAAAUAAACGUAAAAGAAGUGAUGACGAGUUCGAUGAUCGUCUCGAGGAUGAUGACUAUGAUUUAAUUGAGGAAAAUCUAGGAGUAAAAGUGGAAAGGAAACGUUUCAAAAGGGUGCAGAAAAUGGUAGAUGAAGAAUCGGAAGAAGAGGCAGAGCAAGGAGAAGAGCGUGAUGCAAUCGCUAAUGAGUUAUUCGAAGGAUCAGGGGACGAGGACGAUAGGCGGUCUGAGCGAAGUCAUCGUUUAACAGAACCUGGAAUUGUCGAUGAAGAAGGGAGUGAAGGAGAGUCUUCUGAUGCCGAUGAUUUUAUAGUGGACGACGAGGGUCGACCAAUAAGAGAAAAGAGGAAAAAGAAACAUAUUUUCGCUGACUCAGCUCUGCAAGAGGCCCAAGAUAUUUUUGGAGUGGACUUUGAUUACGACGAAUUUGAAAGAUAUGGAGAUGAUCAGGAAGAAGAAGAUGAGGAGGAAGAAGACGAGUAUGAGGAAGAUGGAGAUGUCGAAAGACCGACGAAAUCGAAAAAAAAAACUAGCAAGAAUGCCGGUAGAAAGAGUAUUUUCGAAAUCUACGAACCUAGUGAGCUCCGCCGUGGACACUUUACAGACCAAGACAACGAGAUUCGAAUAACAGAUAUACCAGAACGAAUGCAAAUUCGUUCGGUACCUGUUACUACAGUCCCUGAAGGUUCAGACGAAUUAGAUCUUGAGUCUAAGUGGAUAUACGAGCAAGCGUUUUGCAAACAUACAAUCUCAGUUCAAGACGCACAUUUAAAUGAGGGGGCUAAGGAGCGAGCCAGGGAGAGAGCUAGUAAUGGUCCACAGACUGUCGGAAAAAUUAAAAAGGCUCUAGAUUUCAUCCGAAAUCAACACUUUGAGGUACCUUUCAUUUCCUUCUAUAGAAAGGAAUACGUCCUGCCUGAGUUAAAUAUUAAUGACUUAUGGAAGGUCUUCAAAUUUGACGCCAAAUGGUGCCAAUUGCGUCAGAGAAAAGCAGAUCUACUAAAACUGUUUACAAAAAUGAAAGAUUUUCAAGUGGAUGAAAUAAUGAAGAACGUGGACGCUCCUUUACCGCAUGGAUUGAGGCUAUUGAAGGAUGCUGACAUUGAACGAUUGAAAAAUGCUCAAACCAGUGAGGAAAUUAAUGACAUAUAUCGUCAUUUUAAGUUGUAUUAUACUCACGAUAUUCAAGCUAUGCAAGAAGCUGUGCGGCUUAAAGAACGCGAGGCUCGGAAAAAAGAAAGACUCGAAAAAAGAAAACAGUUGAUUGCCGAAGCUGAAGAAAAUGGGGAAGAUCCACCUCCCGAAGUUCUUGAAUAUGAAGAAAAUCAAGAACCUGACGAUAUAGUAAAGAAACCAGUUAGGAAUGAUCCUUAUUCUAUAUGUCGAAAGGCUGGCUUAGAUUCUCUUGCCAAAAGAUUUGGUCUUACACCAGAGCAUUUUGCUGAAAAUCUUCGGGAUAAUUAUCAACGUCACGAAGUUGAUCAAGAACUAACGGAGCCAAUGGUGGUUGCGGCUGAAUACUGCGGACAGAGAUUUUUAGUGCCGGAAGAAGUUCUGAAAGCUGGGCAACUAAUGGUUGCAAUUCAGUUGGCUCGAGAGCCUCUGGUUAGAAAAACUGUUCGGGAUAUGUACAUGGAAAGAGCUAAAUUAUCCAUCCGUCCAACAAAGAAAGGAUUGAAGGAGAUUGAUGAAAAUCAUCCUGUUUACAGCAUGAAGUAUUUAAAGGACAAACCGGUGAGAGACUUAGUCGGUGAUCAAUUUUUAAAACUUAUUAUCGCCGAACAGGAUAAGUUAAUCACGAUGAGUCUUAGUGACUCUAUCGAAGGAAAUACUACUAAUAAUUACAUAGACGAAGUGAAGCAGCUGUACUACAGGGACGAAUUCAGUAAAACGGUUCAAGACUGGAAUGAACUGAGAGUUGGCAGCGUCGAAAUGGCGUUGACGAAAAUGGUGAUACCAGACUUAAAGAAGGAAUUGAAAACAACCCUGAUCGCAGAGGCAAAAGAAUGCGUGAUGCGCUUUUGCUGUCGGAAGAUGUACAACUGGCUAAAAAUUGCUCCUUAUUCUACCGAGUUUCCAGACGAAGAGGAUGAAGAAUGGGACACAAGUAAGGGAUUGCGUGUGAUGGGCUUAGCCUACUUACCCGACGAGUCACAGGCUCCCUUUGCUUGUAUAGUGUCACCCGACGGAGAGUGCACGGAUUUCUUGAAAUUGCCGCAUAUACUUAAACGCAAAAAUAGCUUCAGAGAAAGUGAGAAGGUAAUGAAGGAGGCAGACCUUCUAGCAAUCCGAAACUUUAUAGCAACGAAAAAGCCACACCUCAUCGUAAUUGGUGGAGAGACUCGAGACUCUACAAUGAUACAAACAGACAUUCGAGAAAUAGUAUCAUCUCUCAUCGAUGAGGAACAAUUUCCCAAUAUUCCGAUAGAAAUCUGCGACAAUGAACUUGCGAAAAUUUAUGCCAACAGCAACAAAGGCACCUCGGAAUUUCGCGAUUAUUCUCUUCAGCUACGACAAGCUAUAUCACUGGCGCGAAGAAUGCAAGAUCCACUUCUUGAAUUUUCCCAACUCUGUACCGCCGAUAACGAGAUUCUCUGCUUGAAAUAUCAUUCACUUCAAGAUCAACUUCCUCCAGAAGAUUUAUUAGAAAACAUCUACCUAGAAUUCGUAAAUCGAGUUAAUGAAGUCGGUGUAGAUAUAAACAAGGCAGUUCAGCAGACGUAUUUUAGUAAUGUUGUGCAGUUUGUCUGCGGUUUGGGACCAAGGAAAGGUCAAGCGUUGCUGAAGGUAUUAAAGCAAACAAGCCAGAGACUAGAAAAUAGAACCCAGCUGGUGACCAUAUGCCAUAUGGGACCCAAAGUUUUCAUCAACUGUGCUGGAUUCAUUAAAAUUGAUACCAAUAGUCUUGGAGACAGUACGGAAGCUUAUGUGGAAGUUCUAGAUGGUUCCAGAGUUCACCCUGAAACUUACGAGUGGGCAAGGAAGAUGGCUGUUGAUGCUUUAGAGUAUGAUGACGAGGAUGCGAAUCCUGCUGGUGCCUUAGAAGAAAUUCUUGAAGCGCCAGAGAGACUAAAAGAUCUUGAUCUAGAUGCCUUCGCUGAAGAGCUUGACAGACAAGGUUUUGGUAACAAGAGCAUUACGCUCUAUGAUAUAAGAGCAGAACUGAACUCCCGGUACAAGGACUUAAGAGUGGCAUAUCAGUCUCCUAACUCUGAAAAACUUUUCGACAUGCUAACCAAAGAAACCAUGGAGACAUUCCACACAGGAAAGCUUGUUCUGGCUAAAGUGGUGGGUAUAACCCAUAAAAAACCACAAGGCGAGCAGCUUGAUCAGGCCAAUCCAGUUCGAAACGACGAAACUGGACUCUGGCAGUGUCCUUUCUGUCUAAAAAAUGAUUUUCCUGAACUCUCCGAAGUUUGGAAUCAUUUUGAUGCUGGGUCUUGUCCGGGGAAAGCGACAGGUAUUAGGUUGCGUCUUGAUAAUGGAGUAUCUGGCUAUAUCCAUAUAAAGAAUUUAUCUGACAAGCAUGUCGUCAAUCCCAAAGAGAGAGUGUCAAUUAAUCAACCAAUCCAUUGUCGCAUUACCAAAAUUGAAGUUGAAAAAUUUGCUGUCGAGUGCACGAGUAAAAGCAGCGAUCUCGCGGACAAAAAUCACGAAUUUAGACCGCAGAAAGACCCUUUUUAUGAUACUCAGGCAGAAGAAAAAGACAUAAUGCUAGAGAAAGAAGUAAAGAAAUCUAAGCAGUUACAAACUUAUGUAAAGCGAGUCAUUGUGCAUCCUUCAUUCCAUAAUAUAGGAUUCCAAGAUGCAGAAAAAUUGAUGAAAGACAUGAAACAAGGAGACGCUAUUGUGCGCCCAAGUAGCAAAGGUUCUGAUCAUCUUACUGUAACUUGGAAAGUUACUGAAAAUGUCCAUCAGCACAUUGACGUUAAAGAAGAGGGAAAAGCCAACGAUUUCUCUCUGGGAUCCCGAUUGUGGAUUGGCAAUGAAGAAUUCGAAGACCUAGACGAAAUUAUUGCUAGACACGUGAAUCCCAUGGCGGCCUACGUUUCAGAAAUCUUGGACUUUAAAUAUUACAAGCCUGAUGUUAUGGGAAUGAAUGACAAGGCUGAAGAAAUAAUCAAGAUUCAAAAAAAAGCGAAUCCCGGCGGAAUUCCAUACAUUCUAUCGGCAUAUAAAAAUAUUCCUGGAAAAUUUGUAUUAUCAUAUUUGCCGCAUCGUAAGUGUCGUCAUGAGUUCGUUUCUGUUACUCCCGAAGGAUUUAAAUUUAGAACCCAAAUUUUUGGCAGCCUAUCGUCCGAUAUGAUUCCAUGGUUUAAGAAACACUUCCAAGAUCCAAUUCCUGGUCAGUCCACUCCUAGCACUCCACGAGGAAUGGUGUCUACCAGAACUCCUUAUUUGGCUACACCUGGAACUAUGAACGGCAUGACUCAAGAAGCGAUACAAAGAGUAGCCCAAAGUAUGCCGCAUCAUAUGCUGAAUUCUUUAUCUCAGGUAGCGAAUCAAAAACUUUAUCAGCCCCAGACACCAGGUACUACCUACGGAGGCAUGAGCGCAUACGCAAACACACCUUAUACUCCAUCUGGUCAAACUCCUUUCCAAAUGAUGACGCCCUACCAAACCGCUCAGACACCAUUCUUGCAUCCAGCUCAAUCAAUGCAGGCAAUGCCUCAAAAUAGUCCCAAUUUCAGUAGACCUCCACCGAUCAUAAAUCCUCCUAUUGAUAACACUAACUGGACCAAACCGCCGACACCUUGGACUCGAUCAGGGAUCUCUGUUAAUACUCCCAAGUACGACGAAGGGCGCAAAGCUCCCCGUCGAUACGAUAACGGAAACAAGAUUCGUCACUUUGAUAAGGCAGAUGACAAUCCUUUCACUGUAGGGUCGUCACGCGAUAAUUCUCCGAGUAGACAGUUCAAUGCAGGUGACGAGAAUCCAUUCAGAGUUGGUUCUUCCAGGGAUAAUUCCCCAAGCAGGAGCAUGGAUGAUAAUCCUUUCAUAGUAGGAUCUUCGCGUGAAAGCACGCCAAAUGCUUAUUCGUCAGGUCCACAACGAGGAGUAUUUCGAGGAAAUCGAAGAAAAUCACCUCGGGAUUCUUUCUCUGGAGGAUUUCGUGGUAAAUCGCCUCGAGAUUCUUUCUCUGGAGGAGCUCGCGGCAGAAAUCCCCGAGCAUCCUUCGAAAACAGAAAGCCAAGGCAGAGCUUCGAUGAUAAUAAUCGCUUUAGUGCCGGUUCAUCCCGCGAGAAUUCACCGAGGAGUUUCGAUAAAAUGGACGACAAUCCUUUUACAAGAGGAUCUUUACGGGAUGUUUCUCCAAGUAGGAUGUCGAGUAAAGCGGAUAAUAAUCCGUUCACCGUGAGCUCUUCGCGUGAUAAUUCUCCAAGCAAGAGUUGCAACAAAGGGGAUGACAAUCCGUUUGUUGUAGGUUCCUCUAGAGAUAAUUCACCAAGCAGAAACAUUGAAGAGAAUCCCUUUACAGUGGGAUCUUACCGGGAAACUACUCCGAAACCAUAUUCAUCACGAAUAUCUUUCAGAGGACGAGCAUCAUUUAGAGGUCAAUCCCCAAGGGAGAACUUCUCGGGUCAGCCUCGAGGUCGAUUUAAUACCUUUAACAGAGUUCGUGGGAGAGGAAGAGGGAAGUUUACAUCGAGUUCUCCGACAGAUGGAGAUUCCCGAUAUAAUGAUCUGUCUCCCCGUAACGAUCCACCGGACAUGGAUGACAAUCCAUUCACCGUAGGUUCAUCGCGUGAUAAGUCACGUGGUGAUGGAUCUACAGAGAGCAAUGCCUUUAGCAAGGGACCUUCGACGUACUUUUCUAGAGGAGAAGGAGGCAACUUUAGCAGAGGAGGAAGAGGCAGAGGGAGAGGUUCAAAUUUUAUUCCGGGCAGAGGAGGAAAGUUUGAUGCAGGUUCUGCUCGGUUAGACGUAUCCGCUCCUCCUGACGAUGACAAUCCCUUCACUGUUGGUUCUUCAAAGGAUCGAAAUCGAUACAAUGAUGAAUCUAUGGACACAGAAAGAAGUUUCUCAAAGAACUCUUCGUUAAAAUCACCUCGUGAUAUGGAAAUCAGCGGAGAUCAAACCCCGCUAUAUGAUGAAAGUUAACCAUUUAAGCGUUUUUCUGUUUUUCCAUAUAGUGGUUAAUUUAAUUUUUUUAAUUUAAUUUUGAAUUUAGGGAACCGAUUAGUAGCUACUUAAACUUAUCCAAUAUUGGACUCACGUUGUAUUGAGAUGUAAAUAUUGAAGACCUUAUAAAUAAUAAUAAUGAUAAUUUGUUUCUCGUCCAGAAUCGUAAGUUGCUUGGCACUUUUCUACGUUUGAGAAUCAUACUUCUUGUGUAAUAUUCUUGACAGAGAACGUAUACAAUUGUAUAUUAUAAUUUUAUCCCUUGCAUUGCGAAAAAAAGCUAAAAUCGUUUUUAAACUGACGAAAGAUACGCAGAAGACCAUUUUUAGCUCGACUUUGUCAUUUACUAAUUUGUUUUCUACAUUAUACAACGAAUAGUUGCUUGAAAGUUUCGUAAAAAUCUUCGUCCAGUUUCAUUUAUUUGAAAGUCGACGCGUCAUUUAUUUAUCGGUAAAAGACUCAUUUCUCUCUAAAAGAUUAUCGCGUUUUGUUUUUUUAACAUAAGUAAAAACGUUACAUUUCUUACGCAUUUUUAUAAUUAUUAAACGCUGAUGUAUUCGAUAUGCAUAACAACCUGUAUUACAUACUUCAUGACUUGAUUUGGAAAAUAAAGAGUUUAAACUUUUCAAUGUAACUGAAAAGUUAAAAAAGUUGAGCUCG
Molecule: messenger RNA, 7195 nt
Organism: Belonocnema kinseyi
Lineage: Eukaryota; Metazoa; Arthropoda; Insecta; Hymenoptera; Cynipidae
Product: transcription elongation factor SPT6-like
Exons: 8
Coding region: 200-6514 (2104 amino acids)
Biological process (GO): nucleosome organization; transcription elongation-coupled chromatin remodeling; positive regulation of transcription elongation by RNA polymerase II
Cellular component (GO): transcription elongation factor complex
Molecular function (GO): histone binding; DNA binding; nucleosome binding
Source: RefSeq, a predicted model, not a curated record